Lathyrus oleraceus (garden pea) is the source of this 658-nucleotide messenger RNA. Its product is annotated as non-specific lipid-transfer protein 1. The transcript is spliced from 2 exons. The record is from RefSeq and is a predicted model, not a curated record. Gene Ontology annotation, biological process: lipid transport. Gene Ontology annotation, molecular function: lipid binding. NCBI's taxonomy places the organism in Eukaryota, Viridiplantae, Streptophyta, Magnoliopsida, Fabales, Fabaceae. The coding region runs from base 64 to 411 and encodes 115 amino acids.
UUUAACUCACACCUAAUAGCAACAAAGCAUUUAUCUAUUCAACCAUUUAAUUUCUUACUAUUAAUGGGUAGCUUCAAGUUAGCAUUUGUUAUUAUAAUGUUGAUGGCUUUGAUGUAUGCACAAAAUGGUGGUGCAGUUCCAUGUGGACAAAUCUCAAGUAACCUUGUGCCAUGCUUAGGUUAUGUUCAGAAUGGUGGUGCUGUUUCCCCGCGAUGUUGUUAUGGCAUUAGAGGGUUAAUUAAUGCGGCUAGGACCACCGCUGACCGCCGUGCCGUUUGUGUUUGCUUGAAGUCAGCUGCUGCUUCUAUCAAAAGAAUCAAUGUAGGCUAUGCUGCUUCACUCCCAGGCAAAUGUGGGGUUAAUAUCCCUUACAAGAUCAGUGCUUCCACCAACUGUGCUAGUAUUAGGUAAGGUGGAAUGUUAUGAAUGAUGAAUCUUCGACAAGAAAUUAUGUACUCCUAUAUUAGCUAUUAUGAAUGAGAAUAAUAAGAGGAACUAGGUCUGCGGUUAUGCCAAAGCUACUUUCCUCUUCUAUUUAAGAGUAUCAUUAAGUUGUUAAAUACUUAUUAUAUGUGCUUUUAUGUGAUGUUUCUUAUUGGGGUGUGUUUAUGUAAUGUUUCUUUACUUUAAUAAUAUCAUCAGUUUGAUUAUAAAUUAA